Molecule: messenger RNA, 2925 nt
Organism: Nematocida homosporus
Lineage: Eukaryota; Fungi; Microsporidia
Exons: 1
Coding region: 1-2925 (974 amino acids)
Molecular function (GO): metal ion binding
Source: RefSeq, a predicted model, not a curated record
AUGGUAAUCACAGAAAUGGCUCGUAAUAGAAAUCGGAAGAAAAAGAUCUCUUUAGUAUUUGGAUGUGUUGUCCUACUUGUGCUUUUGACUAUACUAGGACUUAUAAACUUUAGACGGCGGGUGGUAAGGAAGAAGGUUCAUACUCAUAUUUAUGGGGUCAAAGAUCAAAAUCUCUAUGAAUCAAUGAAACUUACUAAUGGAAUGAGAGUGGUGGUAAUUAGUAAUCCGAUGGCAACUCAGGCGGCUGCUGCACUUUCUGUUGGUGCUGGAUUGAGUAAUGAUCCGGUUGAACAUCUUGGAUUAGCUCAUUUACUUGAACAUAUGCUGGUUAUGGGUAGUGAUAAGUAUCCAGAGGAAGACUACUAUGUUAAUUGGAUUAGAAGUAAAGGUGGGAGGUAUAGGGCACAGACUACUCUUUUUGAAACCAAGUACUUUCAUGCUCUGCCGGCCGAGUAUGGUAAAGAAGCCCUUUCUAUUCUUAGCCGGUUCUUUAUUGAGCCACGCAUGAGUGAAACUGUUCUGGAUCGGGAAAAGAAGGUAGUUGAUAGUGAGAUGAAAAGGAAUCUUACAGAUCAGAAUACACGUCGUCUUGUUCUAAUGAGUAAUUUCAUCAAAAAGACCCAUCCUAUGUCCAAGUUCAAUAUUGGUUCAGAAAAGACUCUAGCUAAGACAACUCGAGCUGAUUUAAUGAGUUUCUGGAAGUACCAUUAUACUCCUCGGAAUAUGACUCUGGCUAUUUUCGGCAAGGAGAGUCUGGAGGAGUUGAAAGGGUAUGCUACUGAGUUCUUUAGUGAUGUUAAGGAGUAUACAGAGGCUAAAUGGGAGUUUUCGGGUGAGCCUACUCUGAUUAAACCUACUACUAAACGUGAUCCUUUUGAUAAGUCUUAUGAUAUUGGAACUAAAGAGACAAGUGGUAAGAUUGUGUACUACCGACCGAAUGAAAGUAAGGAAUCUAGUACUCGGCUGACUAUUUACAUCUUUUUACCAGCAAUGCGGCUUGCUUAUCGGGAACAGACUUUACACUUUUUGAUCAAGAUGUUGGAGAAUGGUAAUAAGGGAAGUCUUAAUUCCAUUCUUUUGAAAAACAAUGUUACAUCUUCUGGUGACGUAUUUGCCCAAAUGGAAAGGGAUUCAACUUAUUUUGCUGUUUAUUACACUUUAAUUGAUGCUACUCCUGAGAAGAUUGCUAGUGUUUUGAAUUUGAUUGAAGGCUAUCUUAAGAUGAUCAAAGAAAAUGCCACUGAGAAGCUCUAUCAGAAAUACGCUAGGCUUAUGCAAAAUCAAAAACAGUGUAUUACUCCGGACGAUCAAUUACAAACCACUAUCCAAAUAGCUACUAGUUUGCCCUACCGUAAACUUAAGGACGUUUUCACUGGUGAUUAUGAUUGGACUAGUUUCAACAAAGAAGAUUUUGGGUUUAUCCUUAGUAUUAUGAUGGAUCGUUCUAACUGGCUAGUUAUGGUUGAAACUAGUACUCUUUUCUUAGGUAAACCACUCUUAUCUGAUCAGCAUUUUGGUCUUAAGUAUUUCGUUGAAAAGGUUUCUAAUGUAACUGAUGCGGAUAUUGACGCACUACAGAGUCAACUUGCUUGGGUUACUACGGACUUUGGCGAAGAGGUAGAUUUCUCUACUGCUCGGGGCCAGAACGUGUCUUACGCUUUGGGGACGGCCUUUAAGAACAUCAAAGAAUACGAGAUGCCUUCUGAUAAGGAUAUUGAGCAUUUCUCCAUUACUGAAGAUGGAUUUGAAGCCCAUUUAAUUCACAAACAAGAUAUUCGUUCUAAAGAGGCGUACCUUACUCUGUGCUUAGGAUGUAUUGAUAUUUACAAGAACAUAAGCGCUUACGUUUCUUUCAUUGGGUAUGCCGAGGCAUUUACAAGCAACUUCCUUCUUGCCCAUAAAGAAGACAUGCAGAUGUCUGGUGUAUCACUCAAACCUAUUGUUGAGGAUUUCGGUGCGGCUUUACUUACUUUUACUGGCAACCCACUCGCACUUGAGGAUCUGAUUAGAAUCUUCCUAAAAGAGUUCAACGAACAGAAAGAAGAACUGCUUAUUCAAACCAGUAAUAUGGCCAUGGCCAAAUACGAUGCCUUAAAGCACGAAAGUCCGAGUAACAGACUCUUUCUGGGUCUGAUUCGGAGUAAAAACCGUUACACAUAUCUAGAUGAAGAGGAGUGUAUUGAAGUAGCCCAUGAUCUAACCAUUAACGAGUUCUUCUCUAUCACUGAAGCAGAUAUUAAGCUUUAUGCCAUUGGCAAUCUUACUCAAUCCGAAUUCACUCGUAUUUGUCAGUUGAUCAAAGAUACUAUCAAACCCAAUACCCAAAAGAAGCUUGAUUUGGAAGGACCACUAUUGAACCACGUUGAUGUGGCCAUACAGGACCAGGAAAACAUUGCCCUCUUAAUAUCUCACGAAAUCACUAAGUUUACGCCAGUCAAAAACCUCGUGGUUGCUGAUUUGAUCGGUCAGGCUAUGUCCAGUAAGUUCAUCGAUGAAUUGCAGACCAAAAAAGGGCCUGGGUACGUGGCUCAGAUGAACUCCAGGACUUUGUUUUCGCAAAGCCAUCUGAACUGGUUAGUUCAAGCCAACAGUCCUUAUGAAAAGAUCCAGACCGAAAUACUCCAGUUCAUUGCUGGCCUGUCCGCAGCAUUCCAGCGCCUCUCCCCUGCAGAGUUUGACACGAUUAAGCAAGCAUUGAUUGCUACCUACCAACAAAAGGCCAGCAACGCACAAGAAUACAUCAACAUACAUCUUAACUUUUGGCGCUUCCAUGGUUUUGACCUCGGCCAUUGCGAUGAACUAGUCAAAAUAGUCACUACCAUAACCAAAGAUGAACUGGCUAACUAUUGUGCCACCGAAAUUGUCAAAAGCAUCACUGCUGUACUUGCUUCCAACAAAGUGACUACAACCUUAUGUCUUCCUUAA